This is a messenger RNA of Podarcis lilfordi (Lilford's wall lizard), 22421 nucleotides long. The record is from the annotation of a GenBank genome assembly. NCBI's taxonomy places the organism in Eukaryota, Metazoa, Chordata, Lepidosauria, Squamata, Lacertidae.
AUGGAGGAGAAGGCGGCCAAGGAGGAAGGCGACGCCGAGAUCCAAGAGCUGCACGGGCCCGAGCACUGGUUCAGCAAGUGGGAGCGGCAGUGCCUGGCGGAGGCCGAGCAGGACGACGGGGCGCUGCCGCCCGAGCUGCAGGACGACGACGAGGCCGCCGCCGCCGCAGCUGCCGCCGCCGCCACCCCGCAGCCCGAGCACAAGCAGCAGAAGCUCUGGCACCUCUUCCAGAACUCGGCCACGGCCGUGGCGCAGCUCUACAAGGGUGAGGAGGAAGGGGGGAAAGACCCCGAGGGAUGAAAGGGGGGGAGGGGACGGGGAGCGCCCCCUCUCAAGAUGGCUGGGAGGGAGGAGGCAUAGAGGAAGUGCCAGGGCCAUGGGGGAGGGGUUUCUUUUUGGGGAGGAGAGGCUGAGGUUUUAGGAGGUAGCUCCAGUACACAGGGGAGGGGAAGGGGGACCCCUAAUUAUAUUGGGGGGGGGAGGAGCAGGGAUAUAGGGACCUUCAUUUAUGGGGGAGGAGAUUUGGAGGCACGUCGAAUAGCUUGUGGUUAGUGGGGGCCUCCUUGGAUAGAGGCGGGGUGUGUGGAAGGGCACCCCUAUUCAUGUAGGGGUAUGGGGGACCCCCAUUCAGGAAACCCUGGAGAGGUUCUCGGGGUAGGUCGAAGAGCUUUUGGAGGGAGAUUGGGAUCCGUCGAGGGGGCCCUAUUCAUGGAGACGGGGUGGGCAAGCCAUUUGGCAUGGAACUGGGGAAGGGGGACCCCCCUAUUAAGGAGCGCAGGUAGAGAAGACGAGGAUUCUGGCGGGUUUGGAGCAGGUCAAAGAACAAACGGGUCUCCAUGGGCAGCUUAAUAGGAGAAGGGGGUUUCCUCUGCCUCUACGUGGGGCUGUUGAGUAUCCUGGGGUUGGGCGAGAAAGGAGAAGCCCGUGUACGCGCUAAUGCGUGUCGAUAACACACGGCACGUUCAUACGUGCGCAGUCGCGUGUGCCUGUGUGCUUCACACGUUCCUGCCUCCGCUCUUCUGGUGUGUCUGGGCAUUGACGCGUGUACGUACACACGUGCGGUCUCUGUUCAUUGAUACGUGUGUGAGGGCAGAGGCGGCGACGUGUCUGCUUCGCUUCCUUUGCCCCCUCUCUUUCGUGGGAACGGGGCCUGCAGGGGGAGGCGAGGAGGAAGUGGCCGCGGGCGGAGAGCGGGAAGCGCCUGUCAGGGGGCCCUCCGGCCGGCCGGCCUUCCUUCCUUCAGGCCUCGCCCGCCCGUCACGGCCUUUCCAGUCGGCCGCCGUGAUACAGACACGGCGGGCGCGCACACAAAAUGGCGUGAGGCGGAUCCCUCCGCCCUCCUUUUCUCGCCUCGCGCCCCAUUUUCUUUCCUCUCACGAAAUAAAUAUAAGGAGGGUGGGGGGCGGAGGGGGAGAAAGGCAUGUUGGUUUCUCCUUCGUUCUUUUCUCCCUCUCUCUCUCCCCCCCGCGCAGUUGGCAAGUGGGUCCGUCCCGGCCCCUCCCUUCAGCUUCCCGUCGUCGGCCCUUCCCACCGACAAAAUGGCGAGAGGGUGGCUCGGGUUGGGAGGGGCCUGUGGCAGGAGGAGAGAGAGGAGACGACGUGAAAAAAGCGAGUUAUUGUAGGCUUCCCUUUUCCCCUUCCUUUUAAUGGUGUUUGUCUUUGCCUCCUCCUGCUUCCAGUCUCCCCCUACGUGAGGGGAAGCAGUUUUACUCCCCCCUCCAUUCACAUGUGGUUGGUUCCAGUAGUCUCUCUCCCCCCUCCAUGAAGACUUGGUUGAUUCCAGGAUGCUUCAUAUCCUGAUUUUUCAAUCUUUUUUUGUCCCCCUCCUUCAAAAAAGGUAUCCCAUUUCCCCCUCCCCCCUCCGUCCAGGCAACUGAACAAAAUGGCGAAGCCCAACAUGGCCGAGGGAGGGUCUGAGUGACAGAUCAUAAGCAGAGCCUGAGAAAGAAAUAAAAGCGAGUUAGGUGGUUUUCUCUCUCUUCAUUUUCUCGUUUUUGUUCUUUUGUUCUUCCUCCUCCUGGCACCCCCCCCCCCCGCACAGACCGUGUGUGUCAGCAGCCGGGCCUCUCCUUGUGGGUCCCAUUCCAGAAUGCAGCCACUGCUGUCACCAAUCUGUACAAAGGUGAGAGAUUUCAGGUUGGUAGUGGGUUGUGGGAAGGGUGGCAGGAUGAAUGGGGCCUGAAGAGGACAAGUAGGAAAUGGACUUCAAUAGAGGAAUAACUGAGUGGUUUUUGUGUGUGUGUGUGUGCGUGGUUUGACAGUCAUGCUGUGCCUCUUCACCUCUUACCUCUUUCAAAUCAUAGUCUUGUUAAUAAAUGCAUACUGGUCUUCACUUCAUAUUCUUGGGCAUUUCUGCUCCACCAGGAGCAGAGGAAUGUGUUUGCUAGGAAAUGUUAGUUUAUCUAUUUUUAUUAUUGCAUUUAUAGUCCAUCUUUUCUCCAAGGAGCUCAAGGUGGCAUACAUAGUUCAACCCUCCCUCCCCAUUUUAUCCUGCAGCCAUCCUUUGAGGUCGGCCAAACUGUGAGACAGCGGCUGUCUCAGGGUGCCUAGUGAACUUCAUGGCCAAGUGGGGAUUUAAAACCUGGUCUCCCAAGAGCUAGCCCAACACUAUCCGCUACAUCACACUGACUGUUUUGCAGUUUCCUGCUCCCUCCCUCCUUGUUUCUGUUGCAGUAGUUGCACAAAUUGUGGCCGCACAGUUCUUCAGUCUGGUAAAGGUUUGCUGUGCUUUACCUGAUUGUGGUACUGCAGUUACAGAUAGAAUAACUUGCCACUUUCAGUGUUAGGCUGGUCAGCCAGGUUUUCCCUCUUGCCUUCCCACACAAUUAGUGAGCAUUGCUGGACAGUGCAGCUGUAUAUUUGUGACAAUAAAUAUGGAAAUAGGGUGCUGGUGGUUACAGAUAGCUUGGCAAAAAUGCAAUGUUGUGGAGUUGCAUAUUUGAUUAGGAGGGUAGCAAGGGUAUACCGUAUUUUUCGCUCUAUAACACGCACCCGACCAUAACACGCACAUAGUUUUUAGAGGAGGAAAACAAGAAAAAAAUUGUUCUAAACAAAACAGUGGAUGUAUGAUUUUUGUGGUUCAUGCUGUGGCCACAGACAUGUGAUCUGACGGUGAGUUUGGGGUAGCCCAAUGCAAAAAUCCUGAGGAUCCAUGCUUUGUAACCACGUUUUUGCACCACUGCGGCCCCAGGCAACAGUGGGUGAGUGAUUUUUUUGGUGCAAGCUGUAGCCAUGGACAUGCUAUGUGAUCUGACAUGCUACGUGAUCAGCGGCUCUUCUCCCGCUUUGCUGUUUCAAAGCAAGCCACGGAGGAGGGAAGGAAGGGGAACCAUGGAUCCUCUGCUCACAACUGCAGCAGAUCCCCCCGCCAUCCGUAGGCAUUUGCUCCAUAACACGCACAGACAUUUCCCCUUACUUUCUAGGAGGAAAAAAGUGAAUGUUAUAGUGCAAAAAAUACGGUAGUUCUUUAUAAAUGGUCUAGCACUUUGAGUCUCCAGGUGCUGCACUACUGCUCCCAUUAUCCCUUGCCAUUGGCUAAACUGGCUGGGGAGUCCAGGUUAUCUUGGGACUACAAGGUUGAAGAACACUGGCCUUGCAGUGUGUAGCUGGGUAUUUCCCAGACUAGAGACAUGUAUGAUAGACUUCUGGGAAGAGAGGAGUGAUUCAUAAAUGAUAAAUCUGAGAAUGCUGAGGUCUGGAAAUCAGUGCUGUAUGUUGUAGAAUAAGGCCUACUCCACCCUUUCCCAGAAUACUGCUGCACACUGUAGAGAGAACUGUUUCCAUUCUAGAAAACAGAACACUUCUGGAGUAUGGUGCCAUGAUAUUUUCAGUGUUAAUAAUUGUUAAUUAUAAUAUGUGUUGAGGUGCCUGCAUCUAAAUAAUUCAGUAUUGAGUGCCUUCUGCUUCCAUCGUAUAGAUAGAAGCUACUGAAUCAUGCCCUUCACUGUUCUUGGAGAUGCAUUGUGAAUUGUGAGUGAGUGACAAAAUCUUCGUUGUAAGGAGUCUUUGGCCAGAAUGACAGAGCCAAAUGUACUCUGAUGUGACAGUUGCCAAAGUUAUUGGAAGAAGAAAUGAAUCAGUUUAACUGCUCCAGUGUUCGGAGCCUACCUGUCCAUUCCUUUCCCUAUCUUGAAUGUCAGCCAUUUUUGUGCUGCAUUGUCCUUGACCUGCAUUACCAGCAGUCUGUUAGGUCUACCUGGGUCCGAGUGCCUUUUAGGAACAAGUGCGCUGAGAUAAUAAGGUCCAUUCAUUACAGAAGCCUUUCUCAAACUAUGUUUUGACCAAAAGAGCCUUGUAAGUUAAGAACACGUAGGUAUUGCUGAACAUUUGUGCAUAAGGCAGUCUGAGAGCUACCUUUUCCUCGGUGGAUUUGGUUAUAGAAUGUGGAAUUGGUGGUGUAAGCCUUGAGACCUAAAUGUGAUAGAAUAGAAUGGUGGUGGGGAACCCAUGGUCCUUCAGGUGUUGGAUUCCCAUCACCCCAAGCCAGUAUGGCCAAUGGUCAGUGCUGAUACAAAUUGGGAGUCCCAACAGUACCUAGAGCACCACAGUUUUCCUAUCCCCAGAACAGGAAUGUUGAGGUGCCCCAGGAUGUCAUCUGUGUCUUCAUUCCCUUCAUUCUGACCUUCUGCCUCAUAGGAAUGACUAAGAGCUUUCUAGGUUCUUCAUUAUCACAACACAGACAGAAUUACCUUGGUCUGUCUGUCAAGUGGCAGAAUGCUUCUGUCUCACCUAUUGUAGUACACCUGGCCCUUGGAUAUGGAGUACAGGUAUUAUUCAGCUAAGAAACCUAGGUGUGGUUCAUGCUAAUUUCUGAACAGUUUGAAAUGGGGGUCUUGAGUCACCUAGCACAUUACUGGAUGAAAAGUUGCUUUGUGACUCAGUGCCCUAAGGCCUCCAUUCUUGUAGGAAUCAUGAGAAAGUUGAUUUGCACACUUGGAAGGGGAAUUUCUGGAGUCUACAAUGAAGUCUAGAAGUGGUUAAAUCUCUACCCUUAAGUUAUGUUAGAAGCAGACAGCCUUGAAUUGGGGAGGCUGACUCCUAGAAUAGUGUCCAGCUUGACAUAAUAGCAUAGUUUCCCAUAGGAACAAAGUGAUUCUACACUUUGGCUGUGUAGUAGCUGACAUUGGAGAGAACUGAUCUAGUAGUAGUCUGGUGCUAUUUAUACUGUCUUGUAAAAAAACUUAGAUCUUAGUGACACUGAGUGAAUUGCAAAUCAGUUGGCAUCCAGAAUGUAGAUGACAAAGCAUCUAGUUCCUUCUCGCAGUCACAGAAGACAGCGUGCAUACUGACUGCUGGGGUAUUAAUAUUACUCUUUUUACUUUUAAUGAUUAGCAUUUCUAUGUUUUUAGUUUUUCUGUUUUAUCUGCAUAUUUGUAUUUUUAACAGUAAGUCGCCUUGAGUACCAGUGGGGUGGAGGAAGGCAGAAUAUAACUAAAUAGCAACAGUUCAUCCCUCAAAUUAGCGAGCUGUGCUGUGCUGCUAGACUUAAAUGGAUCAAUUUGUGUUUGCUUUGUCUUAUAUGAGAAGGGGGCAAGAAUGUGAUUAUGGGUUUUUGUGGGUUGGGUUUUUUUCUGAUUUAUGAACUGCAGACCAGCACAGGAAUCUUAGCACACUGAGACUAGAAUAGCUUGCCAGCUACUGGUAGAUCCUCCAUAAGGUUCACAGGUUCUCUUCACCCACUCAUGGUGGAAAACUGAAGACAGGACUACAUGCUACUGACUUUGUCUGAAGUUGCUCCCAUUUCCUAUAAGGAGACUCUUCAAGGAGUAACGGGCCAUCUGAUAAAAUGGUUUCAGUUUUAGUUAAACCACAGGUUACCCUUUUGAUUUGUUUGACCCAAUAUGGUGGGGUAACAAUAGUUUAGUCAGACUUAACUUUUUCUGCAAUCAUGUGAGUAACUUGCUAUAGGGCAAUAGAUGUAAUUAGAUGGUGUAGCUUCCAGUGUGUAGUGGUUUGAAUGGAAUGCAACACUCAAAAUGGCAAGCUCUUAGUCAUCAAGGGAGGUCUUUGCCAACUCAGCCAAUAGUAUUAGUCAGUGCUGUUUUUCCUUGUUUGUGCAGCCAGCUGCCAUUUUGCUUGUUUAUUGCUUGGUAAGGGAAGGCAUCUGUGUGAUAGCAGUGACUUGCGUUAUGCAUUUACCUGUUGAAAAUAAAAAUAAAAACCCAUGGAAUUGGGUUGUAAAGAGUGAAGCGUUAAUUUGCCAUGUGGAGUCAAAAGACCUGUGUGCUAGACUAGUCUUGUAACUGCAUCCUGCCCAUCAGUUGUGCAAGGCAGAAAGUGGGUAGGGACAGGUGCACUGAGUACUACAGGGCAGCUUAGGACAGUGCAGGAGCAUUGCUCAAAGCUGUGGAAAGUCGACUGUAGGUGGAGUUGGGACAGGAUGUUUACCAAGGCUGGUGGCCCAGCCCACUUAAAUUGCAGGAUACUGCAGGAAAUUGUGCCAGUGCUAAUGCAGCAGCACUAGUUCUUGAGCAGAGGUUCUCCUGAAAUCCCAUCAGCUCAUAUAAGAACAUAGAAUAGAACAUAGAAACACAGAAAGCUGCCAUAUAGUGAGCAUGACUUCAGGAGCACUGUUGACACCAACCAGCAGUGGUUCUCCACAGCUUCAGGUCCUGGCUCCUUUUAAGUAUGGAGAACAUGUGCUCUUCAACUGAGCUACAGCUCUUCCCUACACAAAUAGGUAGGCAAAUCGUCCAAAACCAGUUUGAAAUCCAUUUUGUGUUACCGGAGUCAUAAUUUUUGACCUGGCAAUAUAUUGUGAAAUCACAAUGUGGGAAAAACCAUGAAGCUAGUCAAUGCCUCUACAUAGUUCCAUACUUAUUUCAGAUAUUGUGAUGUAUUAUGAUGUUUAGUUGGUGAUCUAUUGUGAUAUUGAAAACCAGUUAUCACCCUGACCGGUACUGUAGCACAAUGGUAAAAAGGCGAACUGUGAAAUCUCUAGUAGAUGUCUUGGCUAUGGAUUCACUAGGCAGUCUUGUGUAGAUGACUCUCUCUUUACACCCUCCAUCUGUAACUGAUGUUAGUACUGACCUAUCCGUACAUGUAAUUUAUAAGGGUUAUAUAGUACAGCAAAAAUUGUAUAAAUGCUGUUUGCUUCCUGCUCUUCCUCUUCUUAGCAUGUGCCCUUGUCCUUCACAUUUUAUUCUCUCAGUAAUACUGUGAUAUAGUUUUGGCUCAAAGUGACUGGGUCAAGGCCACCCAGUGAUCUUUAACAGUGCAGGAUUGAAUCCAUGUCUUCCCAGUCCUCCCUUUAACAUGCUAACCACUGUACUACAUUGACUUUCAAAUUGACACAUUGAUAAUUUUAAGAUGGAGGCAACUGCUUGGCUUUUGCCAUGGAUUGACAUUGUCUUGCAGAGAGCCCUGUUCUUACUGAGAUUGCCACCUCAACCUCAGUAGCUGGAUCUAUGUGUGUAUGUUCUGCUCGUAUGGCAACAUUAAUUCCAGUUGGAUCUUCAAAGGGUGCUUGGAAUCAAGGUAGAAAAUCUGCUUUAAUAUUUUCAAAACUGGAACAGCUCCUUGAGUAAGGAACACUAUUCUAAAUGUAUGAAUCUGACUAGGAAAAAGGUGUCAAUUUUAUUAUUUACUGCCAGACUUGUUUACUGCUAUUACCACACCAAGAAUGGACACAGGUACCUUUUGACACUGUGCACACAUACAUGAUUUCACAUAUAUAUGUGUUAGCAGUCCUACAAAAAUGUCCAUCCACCAUCGUUCAAUUACUCAUAAUACAUAAAGUAAACAACUGUUUCUUCAUUUGCAUCCUACUGACGGUGGCCUUUCAAGGUAAAACAAGUUGCUUUCUGGACUGGCUUUGGUCACCCAGUCAAUACAAUGUGGUAGUUCUAAGUGCUCAGUGGGAGGUCAGUCUGUUAACCCCAAGUAAGAAAAUUGCUGAUAAUCAUGCCAAGCGUAAUGGCACCAGGCAGAAUAGGAAGAUGUGUAAAAACAAAGAGUGUCAGUCUAAGACUGUAGUUCUCACGUUGAUAUAUUGCUGUUGAUAAAUCAUAGUUCAAUUUACAAAGUUGCCAAGGACAAAGUGGAAUGCAUGUAUUUCCUAACUCAGUAAGGAUAGGAUUGAAAGUGCAAACUUGCAACACUUUUUAGCAGGUAAAAACUUGUGCUGAAGAUUUUGCAAGUCGAGCAAAUUUUAUGAGUGUUUCUAAUAUAUAGGUCCAGUGGUGGUGUAAAUAGUUGCCAAAUUGUGUAGUUUGCUAGUGGUUGAAGAUGCCCAAUAAAAGCACGUUAGUUUUACCAAUUUUUUUGUUCGUAGUGCUCACGUUUUGAAAUCUCCCUAUAAGGUCUGUUAAAAACAAAGCUGAAGGCUUGUUUUCAGUUCCUUCAGCUUGACAUGACAUGUGACUACUUGGCUGGUAUGAAGAUCAUAAGCUUUUCUUGUCAUUGCAACUCUGGAAUGCGGUGUCAUACAACUCUUGAGUGUGUCCAUUCUGGAUGCUAGCUGAAGUAUCUGUGUAGAGGGCAGAUACAAGUGUAGAUGGUUGUCAGUGUGCAGUCAUAGGAAGUAGGACUUCAACAUGUUAAGUGAGUUGCGUAACUUCUCAUACUGCUCUGUCUCACCUUUGCAGAUCAGUAUUUACUGUUGAAAAGCAGCUCAGUAUGCUUUUUAUAUAACUUUAAUUAGCAUUAGUAUAUUGAUAGAGAAGUUUGCUUUUGUUUCCUUGGCAAUUUCUGUGUUGUGGAAGCAUCUUUUAACAUUAGUUCUAUGCAUGCAAUUCCAUUUUUUAAAAAAACUUAUGUGAGGAGACUUUUAGACUUGCUUGUUUCCCAUGGGCAAGCUCUUUGUUCAGAUUGGGAUCAAAUUGAUGAAACUGCUCAGUCUACUCUCCUAGUUCACCGAUACAAAUAAGAAAAGUGUAUUGAAACAAAGUUUCAUAAUUGAAAGUUAAGAUGCCCACUGGAAGGUGGUAAUGGGCCUAAACACCAUGGCACUUGAAAUUAAUAACUGAUGGUGGUGCUCACCUCAAUUGCUGCCUUACAACAUUGCCUUUAAAAGUUGCCUGUACAGUGGUACCUCGGGUUAAGUACUUAAUUCGUUCCGGAGGUCCGUUCUUAACUUGAAGCACCACUUUAGCUAAGGGGGCCUCCCGCUGCUGUUCUCAUCCUGAAGCAAAGUUCUUAACCUGAAGCACUAUUUCUGGGUUAGCGGAAUCUGAACCUGAAGCGUAUGUAACCCGAGGUACCACUAUAAUUAAAACCCUUGUAUAAUGUGGCAGAGGUGCAGUAUGGUGCUGCCUGGACUAAAUAGCAGAUGUCUUCCCCUCACCCUCCCUCUCAAGAAGCAUAAAGGUGGCUGUCAGAUUGCACCUGUUUCUUUUUAUUGCCUACCCCCAUUAUCCUCCUCCUCUGUGAUCUGUUUGUCUGGCUUGAUUUUGGCUGUCAUCUGUCUGUUACUGACCCCAGGCAGCUUUAGUCGAACCAGAGAGGAGGAAGUGACUCAGGGCUCUCUUGACUGAGUUCAUUUGCUUUAAACAUCUACUUCCCCUAAAGGUCAAGGUGUCCAACAAUAAAAGUGAUACUGUAUAUGAAAUACAGUAAACACAAUUCUUUAAAAUCUGUGUUGGUUGCAGGGGGGUAGGGAUUACUGUAAUUUAUUGUAGUUCCUGUAAGUUAUUCCUGGUAAUUGUAGCCAUCACUUAACAUCAAACUGCCACUGGCCAUGAGCAAAUGCUACAGCUAUGGGGCAUCUCCUGUAGUAGUUAACAGCAAUAAAUCUGCAGUAAACAGUUACUUCAAGGCAUUUUGUGUCUGUGCUCAGGUUAAUUCUACCAAAAGGUUCUUAAUGAGACUUCAUAGAAGAAAUAUUCUCCUAAUGCAAAUGCUUUUGGGUUGUGGAGUUUUUUCUUCCUAGUAGUCAUAGUUCUGCAUUAUAAAUUGCUGGGUCAGCGGCAGAAUGACUAUAGUUCAGUUCUGAACCCCAUGCGAACAGCCACUCAUCUUGAUAACCUAUUGAUAUGAUAUCAGCUGUGGAUAUCCUGAAUAGUGGGCUUUGGCUGACGUGUGAAUGAAUUUGGAAAUGGAAUUGCCGUAUAGUGUGAAAAUUGAAUAGUUGUUCUAGAGCUCAGGAAAAGAUUUACGCAUUUUCAUAGGUAUAGAUCCCCCCCCCAACAUCUAGCAGUAAAAAGGGGUUUGGUAUAGUAUGCUAAAUGGCUUAAAUUGUCUUGUUAAGAAUGGAUACUCAUCCAGUAAUGGAAUGGGUGGAGUUGUGUGAAGCACAAUGGUUACGUGAAGCAAGCCUCUUGCAUAUGCCAAAAGUUCUGAUAUUAUUUCAGAAUUCAUCAUAUACCGUAUAGUUUUCUCUUGAAUUGGAAGAAUGGAACAAUUUUUAAAUUGAGUUUUAAGGCAUGCGUGCAGUUUCAAACUGCCAGAGUAGUUUUGAUACAACUUAUGGCUGUUCUCAUUGCUGGCUUUACUCAGAUUGCAGGGCUAGGCCCCAUGGCAUUCUCCUGGGAAUAAAUGGAUAUUCUACACUGUUUGCAGCUCAAGGGCCGGGUCACAUUGUUGUGCAUGGUUACUCAACACCUGAUGGUCUCACUGCUGAAUAUGCAAACUGACUUGGUUGAAAAACAUUCUGUUUGAGCUGAACUGAUAGGAGAAUGAUCUAGCGUGUCUUGAUCAUACAUGUAGGCCACUGUUGGGUGCUGCUUUCAUCAAAUGUGAAAGCAUGAAUGUGUAAACUGUAGUCUGUUGCCGGUUGCAAGAGCUAGAAUGAUCUACCAUGGAUACCAUUUGGCUUGGGUUGAGACAGUUGGAAUCAGCUGCUGGAUUCCAUGUGUUGGCUAGGCAAGUCUUAUGAUUUCCUGUUUGUUCAUGUUUGUAAAAUGAGCAGUUCAGUUUGCAGUGCUUGAGGAGUAUUUCUGUAUAAAUGAUUUCUCCUCAAAAAUUUCAUGCCACUUUGAAAUUUGAAAUAGUUUGUUCUAGGUAGCGUGCAUGAAUAGUUUGCCAGAUGUGAUGUUGGUAACCCUUUUGGAGGAUUAAUAAAGUUGUACUUGACUCCUAAACUUAUUCCUAAUGCUUCUGUCUGAUGUCAAGAGUCUGUUUACCUUGGGAUAUUACAGAACUCCUGGGGUAAAAUUACAUGUGUGCUCAAAAAUGCUCAAUCCAAAUCUUCCCCUUGAGUUAAUGAGCAUUGACACUAUCUGUAGGUUACACUUUUCUGUGUUAAAUAUUACUGUGCUCACCCUCCUAAUUUGAACGAGCACCACUAUGCAUCAGGGUUCACAUGAAACCCUCUAAGAGUGUGCCACUGCUUUUCCACAUUGCAUGCCUCUAGCAGCACAAGACAAUGCUCUUGAAUGUGUGGCAAGAACUUUAGUCAGUGUUGCCCCAAAAAAGAUUUUGUCAGCUUAAAACAUUCAAAUAAUACUUUGCUACAAUCCUUACAAUACAGUUACUAGGUAUGUGGUUUAUGUGCUUAACCUUUAAAGCCAAACUUUGCCAUAAGUUUGGGACUCACGGAAGCUGUUCUUCAAAACAUCUGAAGGGCAUCAGGUUGGCAAAAUAUUUUUUUUAAUCAGACAGAAGUUUAAUAGGAUUAAAUCGCAUUUUAAUCCCAUUGGAGUGAGACAACGAGGAGAUGGAUACAGGAAACAGACCAAUCUUUCUAACUAUGAUCAUAAUCAUGAAAUAAAUGCUUCCCGUUUUGCCUUUAUUUUUAUUAUCUCCUCACCAUGAGACAAAAAAACAUUCUCAGAGAGCAAAGCCAGGACAUCUGGCAGCUUGUUUUGUAUGCUCCUUUUCUUCAACUUCUAUGCUUCUUUUGACUGAACUUGCAUUGUUUCUUCUCCCCUCACCUCCCUUGCAAGUUCAGCAAACCAGAGCGGUUUUUGCCUUCAUGCUGCAUCCAGCAAAGCACAACUUUUAAAAGGACACUUGUAUGUUUAGAGAAACUUCACACAGGAAAAAGAUGUUUUAAAACAAAAGCCAGUUUCAAAUGUGUGCAACUCCAUGGGAAGUGGUGGAGGGAAGCAAAGAAACCAUACAUUUAGUGCUACAUUUCACAGGUUGCACAAAGAGGCUCAAAAGUGUUUUAAGUGAGUCACAUGACAUCAGUAUUUGACUCCAGAAGCAGAUUUUAACUGUGUAUCUAAUGCACCUCCUAAAAUUCUUGUCUCUUUUUCCAGAAAGCGUGGAUGCCCAUCAGCGGAGUUUCGAUGUAGGAAUCCAUAUUGGCUAUCAGCGUCGUAACAAGGAUGUGUUGGCUUGGGUUAAAAAGCGCAGAAGAACUAUUCGCAGAGAAGACUUAAUCAGCUUCCUGUGUGGGAAAGCGCCUCCUCCACGAAACUCUAGAGCUCCCCCAAGACUAACUGUAGUAUCCCCUAACCGAGCUACUUCGACAGAAACUAGCUCCUCUGUGGAGACGGACUUGCAGCCCUUCCGAGAAGCCAUAGCUCUCCAUGGUAAUGGUUCUGGCUUUUUCAAUGCUUUUCAUAGGAAUGGGUGUUUAAAGCUCACGCCUCUACACUCUUUUAACUUCUUUAAUGACCGUGAGGUGUUACGGCAGCUAACAUGAAGAGUAAAGGCACAGUUGGACUGGCUCUCAGUAGCUUGACACCUCAUUUGCAUUUUCUGCAGUUGCAUCUAGCUGUAGAGUAAUUUGUUGUUUCUUGCCCUGGAAGCUGGUUAGUGCACUUUCCAGUGAAUAUUCCAUGUUGGUAUCAAAGGGUUGUAUAGCUCUGAAUCACUGUUCCUUAACUCUGCAAGCUCCAAACACACUAAAAAACCACUUGCUUGUUAUGAACAUAGUUGAGCAGGGCUUAAGAAACAUAUGUCGGGAAAAGGAAGAAACUUUUCUUCAUUUCCCUCUUCUAGCAGAGGGAAAAGGGGACACUUCAAAAAUGUUAAGUUUUGGAGUUUAAUUGAUUAUUUUUAUUUAACAAAAUGGAUAUGCUGCUUGAUGAUAGAAAACUGCUAAGCGGUUUUUUGUUUGUCCAUGGGACAGCCUUGCUCCUGUGGCUCUUUAAGCCAUGCUUUCAGCCAUAUUGUCUUCCCAGGGACUUGAGCAAGAAUCAUAAAGUCUAAGGUGCAAUUUAGGUGAAAGUUGUUCCAGCUUUGUAGACUUCUCACUUGGGUACACUGGCUGACAUCUUCUUGUAUAUCAUGAGAUGAGGCUUGCUCUCUAUUUGUUAAUGUGAUGCAUGAUUGUUUUUGGCUAAGUGUACAUGAAUUUGGAAUCUGUAGCUGGCCAGCAGUCAAAUAAAUGUGUACUUAUUACUUUGAAAGCUUUCUUGCGGCAUGGAGGAAUUUAAAACCUUACUAGCUUGUUUGGACACCUUCAUCCUUGCAAGAAAAGAACAUGCUUCCUGCUGAAAUGCUAUUCUCUACUUGUUUCACAGUGCUAAACUUACCACUUGAGUGCAUGCCUAUGAAAAGAUCCCAGUGGUGCAGACAUGCUCAAACUGAAGUGCAGGCUGAUGCAACUGAAAUAGAAAACCAUUCGAAGUCACGUGCAUGUAUGGGGGAGGAGGCUUGAUUUAGAAUGAUUGCAAGCUCUCUUAUAAAUUACUACUGAUGACUCAGUUUCGAGAAGAUGGAAGACGCCAGGGUUGUAAGCUUUCAGAGGUGUGGGUAUUUCAAUAAUGGAUGUUUGAAGAACAAGUUGACCUGAUCUUCCAGAAUAGCUUAUUUGGGUUCCCAUCCUGGCACUGAUCAGACCCACACUUGCUUAACUUCACAUACUAUAGAGGUGACAUUUAACUUGCAUUGUUUUGAGGGAAAGAAACACAUUUUAAUGACUGAUUUUUUUAUUUUUAGAGGCAUAAGCUAUGAUGCCCUUCUAAAGGUUGCCUAGAUUUGGAUAAACACAGCAAGGCAAGAUUUUUUAAAAAAGGUUUUGGUGCAACUCAUAACCAGGAAUGGAAACUUCAGGCUCUAGUUCUGAAUGUUGCCCUCCAGGCCCCUCUUUCCCUUGCUCAGGCAACACCCCUCACUGGACCUGCUUCACACUCCUUGAUUGUUGUUGCCUGGCUGGCUAAAAUUCUUGAAAUAUUGUCCUUGAACUCUAAUAAUGACUUGCUUGCCUGGGUUGAAAAUGGAGGGGGGUGUGUGUUCAUGUGUGUGUAUGUAGAAACCGUACAAAGGUAAAGUUGUUGUCUCUUUCGUCACCCUCCAAUCCCAACCCCAGUAGGUUGACCAGAAGGGAAUGUGGCCUUCAGCCUGAGAAAAUACUUUGAGAGCCCCAAUGUUAAUAGAGCAAAGCACUGCGUAUUUUUAAGGGAAACAUUCAGUAGUGUGCCUUGGGAGACUUGUGGGUUGCAUUGUUUGGAUCACUGAUAGCAUUUCCCACAGGUCCCACUAAUCAUCCUAUAGUAGUAAGAGAGCUGAAGUGCAUACUUGUUUAGUGGUGACUAAAUAUCAUGCAUUAGUGGUUUGGGUUGUAAUUGUGCAGGUGUUCUUGGCUUCAAGUCCUCAUUUGGUAAGCUAAUAUAAAUAGUGAGUUGUUGAGAUAAUAGCAUGGAUUGUAGUUGGGUUACUAUUUAUCUUCAAAUUAUGCAAACCACUGGCCUAGACUGGAAUUAGAGACAGGUGUAUCUUGGCAGAGCCUUUUGUUGAAACCCCCCUCCCACAAACACACUGGUCUUCCAGUGUUUUCAAAGCAAGAUGGAAAUGGGAAGUGCUUCUGUUACUAGGUUGCAAACUGAUGCCUAGCCUUUGUGGCUGUAAUUGCAAGCUUUCUCUUCCUUCUGGAUGAAUAACCAAAGAUAGUUAUAGUUGCAAGAAAUGCCUGCUAACUAUAAAAUGAAUAUUUGCCUCUUUACUAACAUGGCCAAUAUUGCUGAGGAAUAUGCUCUACCUUCUCAUGUAGGAGUGCAAACAUCCAGAGUGUGGGAACGCCUCAUUCUCAGGCUUUCUGUUACGUACGUAUUUGUGCAUCUAUUUGGCUGUGUCUGGGAUUGAGAAAAAUGACUUACAUCUCAGCACAAGGUUCAGUUCCCAUCAUCUCCAAUUAAAUGAUCCCUGAAACAGGGUUCAAAAUACUGAAGAGCUGCUGCCAGUCAGAGAGCACAAUGCAGCGCUAGGUAGGCAUAGCUGUGCUAGGACUUGGAACAAGGUAGAGCUGUUUUGGCUUCUGGUUUUUCGUGUUUGCCUUGCUGCUUAGUAAUGUCAUGGGGUUUUGUGCUUGGGAAUAAGACUUCAGAAACAACCUGAAGUUCCAGUACUGAAUUAAAAGCUACCAUUGACCAGGAUUAGGGCAUGUUUCUGCAUCGAUGGAGGUGCUAAUUGGAUGUAUGCUGGGUCUGGAAGAUAGAACUGAGGAAAUCUCUGUCCUUUUUUGGUAGCUUUAGAAUAGAAACUCUUUCAGGUUGUGGUAAGUUAUUGCAGUUUGGAAUGCUUCUGUUUAGGGUGCCAUCCAUUCCACUCACACGUAGGAUACUCCAUUCCAUUAUUCCUUCCCUGGCUUUCCAUUUUUAUCCCUACAGUCUUAUUCUUACAUUUAGAUCAGAUCUUUUCCCAAGGAGCUCAGUGGUUCCCCCACUCCCCAUUUUAUCCUCACAACAAUUCGGUGAAGUAGGUUAGACUGAGAAAUAACUGUCCUAAGCUUACCCAGUGAAGCGGAAUGGCUUAGGGGUUUUUGAAUGCUGUCCCCACAAGUCCUAGGUUGGUACUCAUAACUACUGUGCUACACUGCCUUGGGUAGCAUUUCUUGGCCAUGUAGCAUGUUUAGUCCACAUGGGGUUGCUGUGGGUUUUUCCUUCCUUGAGGUCUUUCGCUCUGGUUAUUUCCAGCUUGUGCACACAGUGGAGGUCCCCACAGUCAUGUGAAAUUACACUACUUAGGUGGCAAACACGGUUAAGUGUAUAGUCUAAACCCUCAGAUUGUUUUGUUUUAUUUGUUAAGAUUAUCUAAACCUUUUCCUAACAAGAAUCUUCAGGACAUGUUUGUCUGAAUCUCAACCAGGGUCAUUGGGGUCAGCAAGCACCAGGCCAGUCAUGGCAACAUAUUGUCAGUUGUGCUUCUGAACUUGGGUCAAAAAACCUAGAUAGAAAAGCUUAGUGUUACUGAGCCCCUUUUCUCGGGUUUCCUACCUAGGAGACUCUCAUUGACUUUAGCAACUUCAGUUCUUAAGUUCUGCCCUGAACAUGGAGGAUUCCAUCUCUGCCUUGCCUCUUUUGACAGCUGUUGCCUAGAAAAGCUGUGCUUUCUGCGAACCACUCCCUCAGCAGAUUGGGCCCUGUUCAGGCAUUGUGCUUGAAUGGGGAUUCGGAAAACAAAUAGUGGGUGUGCACACUGGCCUCUCCACAUGCCCCCACUGAUCUUUCUUCAUUGAGUAGGGAGGUUUGAAAGGGGCUUCUAAGCAAAUUCAUUUGAUCCAGAAUUGGGAGCCCCAGUUGCCCAAACACACUUAGAAGGCCCCUUCAGGCUUUCCCAUUCAAUGCAGGAAAGUUCAGAGAGGAGCAUGGCAUGCAUGUUUUUGUGCCCAUAUCUCACAUUCACAUUCCGAAUUCAGGUAUAAUGCAGCCAAACAAGCAUUAUUGGAGUUCAAGAACACAUUUCACUCCAAGGAGGGUGCAAAGCAGGACUGGUGAAGACUCUGGUAGGGAGAGGGGAUAUUGCUUGACAGGGUGUGUAACCUAUGGAGAGGCCUGUAGGGCCAUUGGCUCCUGCAUCUGAUGUUUCUCUGGUGCACUGUAGAAGUAUAUUGACACACUGGCUGCAGCAGGAGAAGCUACUUUGGGUCAUAUCCCAGAUGGGCUUGAUGUGCCCUGUUCCCUAUUUGUAUUUCUCUCUGAGUAAUGGGGCUUUCCUGCCAUCUUGCAAACAGCUUUCAAAAGUCUUUUCCAUGUCAAAGUGGCUUGCUACUUGGCAGGAUAAGGGCUUGCAGCUACUGGUGUGGCUACCUGCUCAGACACAGACAAGUGGUUGUGCAGUUCAGGUCCUGGCUUUUGUCUCCCAUAUUGUUAUGAGCAACUUUGAGUGGCCUGGAGUCUGUCUAUUCUCCAGUGGCAUUCUGGCAGCUGGGAGAGAUCAAGAGUAGGGUUAAUUUGAAUACUAAUUCAUUUCCCCAUACUCAUAUCCUGCCCUUCCCGAUGGAAGCACAGAGUGGCUAACGAUAACACUAUUGUACACACGUCACAGCAACAAAAAUGUUAACAUCAUAACAGACUGUGCAGAAGAGCAGUGGCAGCAGAAGGGUCAAUUACAUACCAAAGGCCUGAGUAAAUAAUUUUUUUUGCCUUGCGCCUCAAUGAGGCCAGCACGAGGGACAAUCAAAUAUCAUUUGGGAAGGAAUUCUGUAAUUUUAGGGGGAGUGGGGCCAUUUCAUCUCCUGCCCAAGAGAACUUGAAGUCAGAUUAAUAAGUAGAACAGAUAUUAAUAGAUGGGUAGAGCAGGACUAGAGAAGAUACUUUUUCAGGUACUUGAGCCUCAGUCUUCCAUUCUGUUAGUUGUUUUGUUAAGCGAUAAUUCAUCCCCCUUGGUUUGCCAUUAGCUGUGGUACACUUGUGCUGGGAGUUGCUUCACUUCAUAUUACCAACUCCUGUUAACCAGCAAGCGAGGGCUAUAGGACCUCUGUCUUCACAUGAGAUAGGUUCUGUUGGUUGUGGACUGACUGAACCCUCAACUUUUCUAUACUUAACAGUAUUUAUUUCGGUCAGAAUGAGCAGCAGACUAUCUUUAGACGUGUCCACAAUUUUCUGGCUUGGCUUUGUUGCCAGCCAUUAUUAGUGAUACCUUCUCCCCCUCCUCUCCCAGAUGUCUUCCAUGUGUAGAGGAUGUGGUGGUAGGAUGGGGACUUUAUCUCACUUUGCAUUGGAUGUUGGAAUAAGUAGAAGUUACUUCUUAAAAGCCCAGUGUCAUGUCCCUCUCAGCAACUCACUAGAUUGGUUGGAUGGCUUUUCUGGGUAGGUCUGGGAGAGACUUCUGCCAAACACUGGAAAGGUGCUUCCAGUCAAUGUAGAUGUUCCAGAGCUAGAUGAACCAAUAAUCUUGACUCUGUAAGACAGCCUCCUGUAAGGGAACAGAGGAACAUUGGUUGAGAGUUGCUGCUUAGGGGAGAGAAGUGAUUGCCAUCAGUGACUGAAUUUGUCGACUUCUCUAAGAAGUUCUUUGUUCUCAAGUUCAGAUUGCUGCGUAGGUUACAUGGAAAUAAGCCUGGAGCAAGUCUAAAAUCUUGCUAUCCAGAUAUUGUUGUUGGAUUAUAAUUCUCUAACUGAAAUCGCCACUGGUUGGGAUGAUGGGAGUGAUGUCUUAGAGGGCACCACGUGGCCUCCCGUGAAAUGAAACUGUAUAUUUAAUUGAGUUGGUAGAUUUGCCCAAUUUAGUGUGUAAAUUCAUGAAACUCAAAGGAAUAUAUGUUUACUAGUCUUCUGAAUGUGUGACUUGGUCAGAUAUUCUUUCCUCCUUCCUCUGGGAAUCUUGUGUAGCAGAAUGUUGGAUUUGGAGGUGUCCCUUUGUUUUUUAAGAAAAGUUUAUUUGGGACUGGUUGAGGUUUAGGAAUUAAAUUGAUGGAGCUGGUGCUCAUUGGAAAUAAACUAGCCCCACCUCUGAGGCUUCCUGCAGGGAAGGACACUUGUCUCAUGUGUCACCAUCUGGAAAUAUUUCCAAGGCUGGAGGUGAGGCAAAAGGUGUUUUUCUCAUGUGGCUGAUUCUUUGGUGACUGGUAGGGACAACUGUUUCUUGUCAGAUCUGAAAGCAGGGAGGUGCAGACGUAAGAACCCUGGUGCACAUUACUCAUCAGUGUGUUAGUUAAAAAAGGCUUUUUCAGGCAAUUCCCUAUGUCAGAUGCAUCUGCUACAUUCUGUUAAAAGUGCCACAGGUUUUUGUUGUUGCUGUUGCACAAGGCUGAUGCUACUCUUAUGGAUUCUGAUCCAGUAUUGUUCAGGGGCCUGUCAGUAUGUUUCUUGACUGCUGGUUUGCAAGGGCCUGCCUUUGGAAACUACAUACUGUCGGUGCACAUUCAGUUUUAUUGUGCAGGCAUUUGGCCAUAACAAUUUGACUGUUCAAUGAAACAAGUAUUUCAGAGGUCUAUAGUGGGUAUCAACAUGGAUGUGAUUUGAACCUUGUGCUCUUGAAUCAGGGAGUACUGUUGACUUUUGUAAAUCAUUGCCAUCAAAUCUGUGCUCUUCAGGAAUAAAUUCUGUGAAUUUUAGAACUGCUAUAGAAAGUUGUCAUUCUGAGGUGGAAAGUUUCGUUAUAAACCCUUGAAGCAGAGUAACAUGACCUGGUGGUCACUUAUGCUUCUUUUUAUUGUCUGACUGAAGCACAUUCUCUUGUACUGUAUUUUAAUUUUUGUGAAUAUGUAGCUUUGAGCAUCAUUGUGACUUGAUUGCUUAUUAAUAAGCAAAAAAGACGCACCGUGGCUACUUUAAAAUAUGGCUACAGACAUAAUGUCUGAACUAAACCAAACCUUUAACAGUGAAAGUAGCUUUUAAUGGCUGGUAUUUUGAGCCGGACCAUAUAUAUUUAAAAGUCUACAUUGGCUCCCAGUACGUUUCCAAGCACGAUUCAAAGUAUUGAUGCUGACCUUUAAAACCCUAAACAGCCUCAGCCCUGUAUACCUGAAGGAGCAUCUCCACUCCCAUUGUUCAGCCUGGACACUGAGGUCCAGCUCCGAAGGCCUUCUGGAGAUUCCCUCGCUGCAAGACAUGAAGCUACAGGGAACCAGGCAGAGGGCCUUCCCAGUAGUAACACCCUUCCUGUAGAAUGCCCUCCCAUCAGAUGUCAAGCAGAUAAAUAACUGCACAACCUUUAGAAGACAUCUGAAGGCAGCCCUGUAUAGGGAAGUUUUUAAAGUUUGAUGUUUGCUGUGUUUUUAUUAUGCUGGAAGCGGCCCAGACUGGCUGGGACAACCCUGUCAGAGGGGCAGGGUAUUACCACCAUCAUCUUUUAAGGUUUUGGUAGCACCUACAUUAAGGGUCUUGUAAUAUGCAACUUUAAACCUAAUUGAUCACUCGCCUUGUAACCGAUCAACCAGAUUCUUGACCAGAGCUAUGUGCCAGUGUAGGUUAACAGCCUGGCCCUAAAAAUUGUUCCACAGACUGCUACAAGGCAUAAAUCUUCAUGUUACCUCCUUGCAACCUUGUCUGUCUGUGUGUACGGUUAUAAGGCUGAUGGGGCUUGGGUGGGCCACAGACUAUUUGGAGAACUCCAGACCAUAUCCAUAAAGCCUGUGCUAGAAAUACCUGUUUUGCGCGACACUGUUAAUACUAUAAACAUGUGAAAACUUAUCUGCCAAGGUGAAUUGAAACUUAGCACCAACUAAAACAUUUUACUUUAAAUGUGCCGUUGUACUACUGUAAUAUGCCUCUGAAUACAUGCACCAUUGAGCAACAGCACAAGAGGACAGGAUAUGUUAGGCUAGAUGGGCCUUUGGCCUGAACCAGCAGGCUUUUAGGUUCUUAGGCAGAAGCUGUGACUGGACAACAAGCCCAGUAGCUAGUUAAAUGCAUGCUGUUCCAGCAGGCUGCCUCCAAGUUCCUUAAAAGGGGCAUCUCAUUCUGUCAUGUACUUGCUUGGGAAUAGUGCUACGUCCUUUAGGCUCCCUUCUGCUGUCAGACAAUGGAAUUUUGAAAUUCUUUCCCCUUGUAGUCUUGACGUGCUUCUUGGAGAUAUACAGAUAAAAUGAUAUUCUCCUAGAACAGCCCUCCCCAAACUGUGUAUCUUUCAGUAUAGUUGGUAACUAUAUUUCCCCAGAAAUUGGUAUGGCCUGAUGAGGAUGUUGCAGCAUUAAUACCUAGCAAGCAUAACCAUGGUUUAGACCAGGCAUGGCCAAACUUUGCCCUCCAGCUGUUUUGGGACUACAAUUCCCAUCACCCCUGACAACUGAUCCUGUUAGCUAGGGGUGAUGGGAGUUGUAGUCCCAAAACAGCUGGAGGGCCAAGUUUGGCCAUGCCUGGUUUAGAUGUUAGGUAGACAAGCUGUGGCUUUUGCAAUGACUGACUUUGGUGUUACCCAACUUCAAUGUGACUAUCUCAUAAACGUACCCAGAUCACCCUUAUAUAAUUGUUGAACCUUACCGCUAACACUCUGACAAGUAACAAAAGUGCAGAUUCCUAAGUACCACAGAAAGACAACAAGCAGCUGCCCCCAAUUCAGAAAUUCUUGUACUGUGGCUUAAGCAAGUGACCAGAACGCAGAGUUGGAAAAAUGUUUUGAAUUCCCAACCCCUUGUAUAACAUUGUGGUUACCAAGGCAACCAAGAACCUGGCCGCCUUCCCAGUCUUGCCUGAAUUGGCACUCUACAUGGGAAGAGAAAAGGGGGCCAGGAAAUGAUACCUUCCAUUAGAUGCUGGUUGAGGCAGAACACAUCCGUGCAAGCCUUAAGAGGGCUAGGGUGGCCUUCUCUAAUAUUGAGUCCUCAGAUGGCUGAUGGGAGUUGUAGUCCAACAAUAUCUGGGGGCUCAAGGCUGGACUAGGACAUUGGUUGUGAUCAGUGAUGUGGGGCAGAAAAUCCCCAUUCCCCAAAAUUCCAUUACUUUUUUUAUGUGUGAAGAAGGUUUUCUGCUUGAUGCAUUCAUUAAUAACAAUGAAUGGCCAUUGUGAAUACAAUACUUGGCAGGCUCUGCAGUUUUGGGCUUUGUUAAAUGCAAGUAGACUUGGGCCCUGUUUGCAGGCUUCUCAGAGGCAUAUCUGGUUGACUAGUGUGAGAACUGGGUGUUGAGCCUAGCUGGACUUUGUCCUGAUCCAACAGGUCUGUUGUUAUGUCAGCAUACUAAAUUAGGGCACAAGAGAAUUUUCCAGUGUAAGUUACCCUAAUCUGCAUAAGAGAAAUUUCAAGGGGAAAAAAAAUUCCAAUUCAAUCUUUGACCUUGAUCUUGUGGCCACAGGAAGUACUUUACAUAAACUUGUCCCAACUUGUUCUGAACUUCUUGCAUGUGGAAAGUAUGUGGACUCUUCUAAUGUUCCUAACUGAUUUGAUUAUGCCCACUGGGCUGCUUUCUGGAGAUCCUCAAAAGUCAUAAAGCACCUGAAGAUCCCUAGGCCUCAGUUAAUAAAUUGAAACACACGCAUUGCUCUGUGUGACUUGUGGUUUCUGAUUCUGCCAGUCACGUUGCAGGCUGUUUUGCAGGAGGAGACUUCCUAUUUUGAGCUGAUCUUUAGGUCAUGAGGGUUGGGAACGGUCCUUAAGACAAAUGCUGUCUAACUUUGGAGUUGGGCUGAUGGGGCUUUUUUGGGAUGCUGACUCUUUUCUAAUUUCUGCUUUCUCCUUCCUUCCUUCAGGUCUUAGUGGUGCAAUGGCUAGUAUAAGUGUUCGUUCGAGUACCCCGGGCUCACCCACUCAUGUGAGCAGCGGCUCCAACAGUAGCCGAAGGAGAAAUGGACUCCAUGACGUUGACUUGAACACUUUCAUAUCCGAAGAAAUGGCACUCCACUUGGACAAUGGUGGAACUAGAAAGCGUACCUCAGCCCAGUGUGGUGAUGGCAUUACGGACUCCCCAACCCAUAAACGCAAUCGUAUGAUCUAA